AUGACUAGACAGUUUCUGAAGAACAAAGACAACUUACCUGGUGGUCCCCGCGACCCAGAACUCUUGAAGGAGAGUGAGCGUUCUGUCCUAGCAUCUGUACAGAGAGAUGAGUUCAGUGCAGAAUUUCGGUGUAUAGAGGAUAACAUAGACAUUCCGCAUUCUAGCGCAAUCAGACCUUUAUGUCCAAGAAUUGGUGCAGAUGGACUGCUACAUGUUGGUGGAUGGUUAAACAAGGUACCUGUUGAUUUGCUAAAUGAUGACAUGCACAACCCUAUUAUCCUACCAAAGAACAACCAUGUCAGUUACCUCAUCAUACGUCACUUCCACCAGAGGAUAUUUCAUCAAGGCAGACACUUCACAGAGGGAGCUGUACGUUCCACUGGAUUCUGGGUAGUGAGCUCAAGAUGGAUGACUGUUUCGGUUAUAAAGAGCUGCAUUGUUUGUCGUAAGCUUCGUGGACAACCAGGAUGGCAGCAUAUGGCAGAUCUUCCGGAAGAUUGUUGUAAACCGUGUCCGCCAUUUUCUUUUGUGGGUGUUGACACUUUCGGCCCGUGGCCUGUUGUGCAUCAUCGAACCAGGGGUGGAAGUUCAAGUCAGAAACAUUGGGCUAUUCUGUUUAUCUGUUUUGUGACUAGGGCCAUUCAUAUUGAGGUUAUUGAAGAACUUACCAGUGGUGCAUUCAUAAAUGCUUUGAGGCGUUUUAUCGCAGUGCAUGGUCAAAUCACACAGUUCCGUUCUGACAGGGGGACAAAUUUCAUCGGCGCAGUGAAUGACCUUGACAUUGAUGCUGAAUUAAUAGAAAAUGGUCCUGUUUCCAAGUUCCUGUCAGAUUCUAGGAUUGUUUGGAAAUUCAAUCCCCCACAUGCUCCUCACAUGGGAGGUGCAUGGGAGAGACUCAUCGGUGUUUCAAGGAAGAUUUUGAACGCUAUGCUACUGGAUCACAGACUGAAGGACAUCACGCAUGAUGUACUGAUUAUGUUAAUGGCUGAGGUAUGUGCUUUUGUUAACAAUAGAUCGUUAACAGAUGUUUCAAGUGACCCAGAAGCUCCAAUAUUACUUACUCCAUCAAUGCUUCUGACAAUGAAGACCAAACAGGAUACCGUGUGUUUUCCGUCAUUUGGUACCAAGGAUCACCUGCAUAACUUACAGCAUCGUAGGAAGUGGCAAGGCCAUUCCUUGAAUUUAAAGCCCGGUGACUUAGUAUUACUGAUGGAGGAUGACUCUCCGCGCAACUAG
This is a messenger RNA of Saccostrea cuccullata (small rock oyster), 1236 nucleotides long. RefSeq lists its product as uncharacterized. Bases 1 to 1236 code for a protein of 411 amino acids. The transcript has a single exon. The record is from RefSeq and is a predicted model, not a curated record. Gene Ontology annotation, molecular function: nucleic acid binding. Gene Ontology annotation, biological process: DNA integration. Lineage: Eukaryota; Metazoa; Mollusca; Bivalvia; Ostreida; Ostreidae.